GGCCGCCGCGCGCCUCUCACGGCGUUGGUUUUGUGUUUUCAAAAUAUUUUCUUUUUCCUUCCUCCUUUUAUUUUUUUUCCCACCCUCCCCACACGUCUUUUCCCGAAGUCUCUCCCCGCUCUGCCUCCGCCGCCUCCUUUCCCUCGCCGCUGCCAGCGCCGGGACGCUGCCCCGCCGCCCGCAAGGAAGAGGCGGCCUCUCCCCGCCAUCCAUCCCUCCCUCCCCGCCUCCAUCCCUCUCUCCCUCCCUCCAUCCCUUCCCCGCUCCUCCCGCCGCCCGGGACUCGCCCCGAACCGGGAGGGAGACGGUCAGUGCCCGCUCCUCCUCCUGCUGCUGCUCCUCCUCCUGCAGCGGGGGCCGCAUCCUGCUGCCGGGGGGAGGGAAUUGAUGUGGAUACCCAGCGCAGCACCACCAUGCAGCCGCCGCCGAGGAAGGUGAAAGUUACACAAGAGCUGAAAAACAUUCAAGUUGAGCAGAUGACAAAGCUUCAGGCCAAGCAUCAGGCAGAAUGUGACCUACUGGAAGAUAUCAGAGCAUUCAGUCAGAAAAGAGCUGCAAUUGAGAAAGAAUAUGCACAGAGCAUUCAGAAGCUGGCUAGCCAAUACUUAAAGAAGGACUGGCUUGGGAUAAGAGCUGAGGAACGAAGUGAUUAUAGGAGCAUGUACUCAGUUUGGAAAUCACUCUUGGAAGGCACCAUGCAGGUGGCCCAGUCCCGACUCAAUAUCUGUGAGAACUAUAAAAACUUAAUUUCUGAACCAGCCAGGAGUGUCCGGUGCUUUAAGGAGCAGCAGCUGAAGAAGUGCGUGGACCAGCUGACAAGGAUCCAAGCUGAAUUGCAGGAGACAGUCAAAGAUUUAGCUAAAGGCAAAAAGAAAUAUUUUGAGACUGAACAGAUGGCUCAGGCGGUGCGGGAGAAAGCUGAUAUUGAGGCCAAGUCCAAACUUAGUCUUUUUCAGUCAAGAAUAAGCUUGCAGAAGGCAAGUGUGAAGUUAAAAGCCCGAAGAUCUGAGUGCAAUUCCAAGGCAAUCCAUGCCAGGAAUGAUUAUCUCCUCACUUUAGCAGCUGCCAAUGCACACCAGGAUCGCUACUACCAGACAGACCUGGUCAACAUCAUGAAGGCUCUUGAUGGAAAUAUAUAUGAUCACCUUAAGGAUUAUUUAAUGGCAUUCAGCAGGACUGAACUAGAGACAUGCCAAGCUGUACAAAACACAUUCCAGUUUUUACUGGAGACUUCCAGCAGGGUGGUGCGGGAUUACAAUCUGCAGCUGUUCUUACAGGAGAACUCAGUGUUCCACAAACCUCAGCCCUUCCAGUUCCAGCCCAGUGACAGUGACACUAGCCGGCAGCUGGAAUCCGAGACGGGGACGACGGAGGAGCACAGCCUGAACAAGGAGGCGCGGAAAUGGGCGACGCGGGUGGCGCGCGAGCACAAGAACAUCGUCCACAGCCAGAGGACCCUGGAGGAGCUGGAGUGCCACGGGCCCGUGAUGUCCGAGCAAACCCGAGCGGAGCUGGAGCAGAAAAUUGAUGAAGCCAGGGAGAGCAUUCGCAAGGCUGAGAUCAUCAAGCUGAAGGCAGAGGCGCGGCUGGAGCUGCUGAAGCAGAUCGGGGUGUCGGUGGACACGUGGCUCAAGAGUGCCAUGAACCAGGUGAUGGAGGAGCUGGAGAGCGAGCGCUGGGCCGGCCUGCCCGCCGUCACCAACGGCCCCGCGCACCUGGUCAAUGCUGAUGCAGAAAAGGAAGAAGGUGAGGAGUUUGAAGACAGCAUGGAUGUUUUUGAUGACAGCAGUUCUAGUCCUUCUGGUACUCUCAGAAAUUACCCUCUCACCUGCAAAGUUGUUUAUUCCUAUAAGGCUUCUCAGCCAGAUGAGCUGACCAUAGAGGAGCACGAGGUGUUGGAGGUCAUUGAAGAUGGAGAUAUGGAAGACUGGGUAAAGGCACGGAACAAGGCGGGCCAGGUGGGAUAUGUGCCCGAGAAGUACCUGCAGUUCCCAACCUCCAGCAGCCUGCUGAGCAUGCUGCAGUCCCUGGCUGCGCUGGACACCCGCUCCCACACCUCCAACAACUCCACGGAGACUGACCUGCUGCCAGGCAGCCUCAACGGGGACUCCAGCGUCUGUUUUGUAAAAGCACUUUAUGAUUACGAGGGGCAGACAGAUGACGAGCUGUCCUUCCCAGAGGGAGCCAUCAUCCGCAUCCUGAACAAGGAAAACCAGGAUGAUGAUGGAUUUUGGGAGGGAGAAUUCAACGGCCGCGUCGGGGUCUUCCCCUCCGUGUUGGUUGAAGAGCUCACAGCCUCAGAGAAUGGAGAGACUCAGUGGAUUGGGGAUAUCCAGGUAUCCCCCACUCCAAAGGCCAACAACUCGCUGCCACCACUGCCUCUGUAUGACCAGCCUCCCAGCAGUCCCUAUCCCAGCCCGGAUAAGAGAGGAUCCCAGUUCUUUCCCAGAUCUCCAUCAACGAACGAAAACAGCUUUGGUUCAGAGUCCCCUGGAUUCUCCCAGCCUCCACGAAUUCCUCCAGAAAGUUCCUAUGGCAAACUGCGGCCUGUGCGAGCAGCUCCACCCCCCCCGACACAGCAGCACCGCCGGCCCACGGAGAAGAUCGAGGACGUGGAGAUCACUCUGGUCUAACGAGGGGACUGGCUAAUUAGUAGUGCUACAAUCAAGGCCAAACACAGCUUUUGGUCAAUCUCGUUUUUAGGCACCUUUGCAUGAUGAAGACUUGGACUAGAGCAGCGAUAGGGAGGAUUUUAUGUGGCAGUGACCUGGCGGAUUCCUUCCCACAGUCAUGAAUAUUUUGUGCCUUUUGUUUUUUUGGUUGUUUGUUUGGAUUUCUCUACGUCAUUCUUCCUCUCUUAGCACAAACCAAGACAGGCCAAGAUUGGCUUUUUUUCUUGGCUGAAGAUGCUCCAUUUUUAUGUGGAGACAAAGAAAGAGCCCUGUUCAUGCAGCUUAGUCUUAGCAUCCUUUGCUCCUGUGCAUUAGUACAGUAUAUUACUGUUGCCAUAGGAAUGUGUUAAAGAUUGUGGAUCCUUCCAGUAGCAUCACCUGCCUGAUCAGGUAUUCAUCAGAAGAAUGAAAAAGGGAACAGAAAAAGAAGUCUAAAGGAGAGGCUGGCUCCUCUUGAAUCCCCCUGCAGAAAGGAAGAGACGGGAAAAUGAUCUCCUGGAGAAGCAAAAGAGUUCGUUCCAUGGGUGCUCCCCUUGUCAGUGAUUCACAGCUGAACAUUCUGCCUUUGGAUUUUUGUGUUUACUCAGUGCAUUUACUCGUAGAGGAUCUAACAUGGAGGUGCUGAACCAGCAGCAACAUCUUCUUCCACAGCUGAAACCAACGGGUAGAAAAGCAAAAAAGCAAAUGAGAUUUUGUCUAGAUCUGGAAAUUGAGCUGCUUUUUCUUUUUUUUCUUUUUUUUUUCUUUUUUUUCUUAGCAGAUUUGGGGAUUUUGGUUUUUUUGUUGAGUUUGUUUUAUUUUCUUAAAGCAUUUGGGUCACUCGCCCCAGUUAUUGCUGUGUACUUUAUUAUCCAAUGUUAGCAGUGUAUCCUUGUCAUCAAACCACCUGAGUUCUAGAGUUAGCAGUUGCAUUUAGAGUAUUUACAUGCAUUUAGUUGUUGCAUUGGAUGGUCCUGUAGCCUUUUCCCACCUCAAUCCCAUUAACCAGCCAAAGCCAGGGAGCCAGGAGCAGCUCCAGGUUCUGCCUUCACACCACCUUCGUGCCCAAGAUGUGCCCAAUUCCUGUCAGAAAAGAAACUGAGAGGAAAAGUUUCACAUUCCCCUCAGAGAGCUCUGAAAAGGAGCUUGGAUUUUGGUUUUUUGAGAGAAAAGGGCAAAGAAUAUUCUGAAGUUGAACGUGGAGUGGAAUGGUUGGAGGAGAGGAAAAAACUGGAUGAAAACAGGUUUUUCUUUGGUACUGACUAAAAUAUUGUCAGCAUUCUCCAUCAGAUGAAAACUUCAGAUCAAAGUCAUCCCAAGGCUGGGUUUGGAGCUGUUUAUGGGUUCUCAUGUGUCUUCAUGAUUUUUUUUUCAAAGCCAGUAAAUUUUCUACCUUUAGUUUACUAACAAGGGCUAUUUUUUGAGGCUGCAUUUCGAACAAAAACCCAACGACUCACCUAACAAGAUGUUAUCUUAAACUUUGCACAUACUUGGAAAUCCCAACCCAGGCUGGGUCUCUGAGACAUCCAGUGCUUGCCAGUCUCCUUUCCCUGUGGGAUCUUCAACCAAGAGUGGGGCUGUCGACGAUUCAUGGAUCAGUUAUGGAAUCAGUGACUGUCCAAUGAAGUCUUUUCCAUAUUAUUCCUUCUUUUGCACCUCUUGUCCUGUUGAUCUGUUUGAGGUCUUUUUAUGUGUUUAUCAAACUUAUUCUUAAGUUUAAAAAGAAAAGUUUAAAAAAAAAAAAUUACUGUUUGCAAACAUUUUGAGAUCUUCACAAUGCAGAAGAAAACCAAGUUUUUGCCAUAAUGUUCAUGUUCAAUUCUUUUGGCCAGUUUUUCUGUGUCCUUCAAACCUGGACUUUCAAAAAUCCAGAAAAUUUUUAUUUAAAAGUCUCUUUAGUUGUAUUUUAAAAUAUUUUCUGUAAGAGCUGCUAAUUUUAUUUAAAAAAUGAAAGUGAAAAAAAGCAAAAAAAAAAAAAAAAAGAAAAAAGAAAAAGGAAGAGAAGUUGUAAAAAGAUGCCUCCUUUUUAACUAUGAUUUCUUCAUACAGGGCAUGUAUCGGCCGUCGCAUCGUGUACAGCUCAGUACACCCUGAAAGCAUCAGUGCAAAUGCUUUCUUUAUAUUGGCUGUAAAAAGUUUGUAUUUAUUAUGUAUAAAAAGUUGAAUAAUAAAAAAGUGGAACUAAA
This is a messenger RNA of Oenanthe melanoleuca, 4837 nucleotides long. RefSeq names its product FCH and double SH3 domains 2 (gene FCHSD2). The coding region runs from base 414 to 2633 and encodes 739 amino acids. Gene Ontology annotation, biological process: neuromuscular synaptic transmission; regulation of actin filament polymerization. The record is from RefSeq and is a predicted model, not a curated record. Gene Ontology annotation, molecular function: protein binding. The transcript has 20 exons. NCBI's taxonomy places the organism in Eukaryota, Metazoa, Chordata, Aves, Passeriformes, Muscicapidae. Gene Ontology annotation, cellular component: recycling endosome; neuromuscular junction.